Belonocnema kinseyi is the source of this 3374-nucleotide messenger RNA. Its product is annotated as mitoferrin-1-like. The record is from RefSeq and is a predicted model, not a curated record. Lineage: Eukaryota; Metazoa; Arthropoda; Insecta; Hymenoptera; Cynipidae. Gene Ontology annotation, molecular function: ferrous iron transmembrane transporter activity. Gene Ontology annotation, cellular component: mitochondrial membrane. Gene Ontology annotation, biological process: iron import into the mitochondrion. The transcript is spliced from 5 exons. Bases 549 to 1595 code for a protein of 348 amino acids.
GGACAGGCAUGGUCGACAUGGUACUCAUGAGAUAAAGUCACAUAACCUCUCAACCUGAUAAUAUAACGUGAAAGCCGUAAAUGUGACGGUAUGGGGAGAGGGGCCCCACCAAAAUUGGAUCAGGAAGAGCAUCUGAGAAAAACCGGGUGUUGAGCCGAGAAAUUGAGACUGGUCUCGGUGAUCCGCCGCGGAUGGAAAGUCGUCGCCAAUUUCAAGAACGCGUGUGUUACGUCUUGCGAGUGAGACCGACUGACUGACUGACUUCCUAUUGGAACUAGUAGGUUCCGGUCGUCACGACCUCCACUAACUUCACAGUUCACCUGCGGCAGCGGCCUGCGCCUGUGAACACAACAGAACAGACAACACCUGGUGCACCAAUUCCGGCUCAACCCGGACGGAUUAUCAGUUUUUAUUCCAGCCGAGGAUCGUUCAGUUGGAAGUCGCGGCGGAGCUUUGUCAACUUUUUUAUCGGACUUUUGAAGGGAGUUAUCAAAAAAUAGUUUAAAGUGGUCGAAGUUUGUGAGUUGUGAAUCUGUGAAAUUGUGAUCAUGAACGUGGACGAGUACGAGAGCCUGCCUACGGCAUCCGUGGGUGUUCAUAUGACUGCGGGUGCCAUCGCCGGGAUAAUGGAACACACUAUCAUGUAUCCACUCGAUAGUGUCAAGACGAGAAUGCAAGCUUUAACACCUGGGCCUGGUGGAGGAGGGGGAGGGGGAGGAGGAAGCAUGUUUGCAGUUUUUAGUAGAAUGAUACGACAAGAGGGAGUCUGGAGACCAAUCCGAGGAAUUGGUGUAAUGGUUGCUGGAGCAGGACCAGCACACGCUUUAUAUUUUUCCUGCUACGAGUUUCUCAAAAACAAAAUGCUCAGCUCAAAAUUUCCAUCUCAAUUCAACCACCUCAUUUACGGAGCCUCUGGCUGCGUAGCAACACUUCUCCACGAUGGCGUCAUGAACCCAGCUGAAGUUGUAAAACAACGUCUUCAAAUGUACAACUCGCCUUAUCGAAGCAUAUCGAGUUGUAUCCGACACGUAUAUAAGACAGAGGGUGUUGUUGCAUUCUAUCGAAGCUACACGACGCAAUUGGCCAUGAAUGUGCCUUUCCAAAGUAUCCACUUUAUUGCAUAUGAGUUCUCGCAGUCCAUGACAAAUCCAGAGCACAAAUAUAAUCCUUAUGCGCACAUAGUCUCUGGUGGAAUGGCCGGAGCGAUUGCAGCGGCUGGAACAACUCCUUUGGACGUCUGCAAGACACUUCUUAAUACACAGCAAGGAAGUGUUCGACCUCAGGGUAUGGUGGAGGCUUUUAAAAUGGUCUACAGGUUAGGCGGAGUCGCGGGAUUCUUUCGAGGCAUGACCGCGCGCAUUCUUUCCCAAAUGCCAGCCACUGCCAUCUGUUGGACCACAUACGAGUCUUUCAAAUACAUAUUGCAAAAGGAGUCAGGGACAUCACAGACAACAGAAUCCAGCAAAUGCGAGGAGGGAUCCAACCUCUCGGGAACUUUACAAUCCCCGAUCAGCCGAAGCACUUUUCAAGGAUCCGGCCUUUACUUCAAGAAACAGGCGCCUUCGUCCGUCUUGCUCGAAGUGACGCGGAGUUAGGUGUGUCCUCUUCCUUUUUGUUAAGUGUCGUAAAAUGGGGCUGAGUGGGACAUUUUGGCUAAAUCGGGACACCAGUUUUUUAGGGGGGAGGGGAGAGCAAUAUCAAGUAGUGGAAUUGAAAUUUCCGAGUGUCCCGCUUUGCCCUGCCCCAUCCUGUUCGACUUGGCCCUGUUCUACCGAAUCCAACCUGAAAAAUAAAACUCGCAAGACUUUGAAUCUCUCGAAUUCAGAGACACCGCUUUUUAUAUUUCGAGAGUUAAUUAUUCGCGAAUAUAAUUUUGUUAAUUCGACCGUUGUUACGAUGAUGCUAAUGAAAAAUAAGCAUAUGCACACAUGUAUAGUACUCACAUAGUUCGAUGAUUGGAGAUCAUUGAAAAGUCAAGUGCAGGUCGCUGGCUGACUCAAUACGACAAAGUUUCUCGUACUAUCUAUCCUCCAUGCAUAGUAUACCAUUUGUUUUCGAAAACGACGCAUUUUAAAACUUCGUUUUCUUCUGUAAAUUGUCCCGUAAAUAAAUCGCGCAAUUGGAAAUAACAAACAAAAAACAAAUAUCCAUUCAUGAGAUUUAUUGGUAUCUAGAAGGGCGAUUACUGUACACUGUAAACAAAAGUUUUGGUGAUCUUAACAGUCCGUCGCAAUUUCACGUGCAGACUACAUUCAAAUUACAGUGUCACACUGAAAUUCACGAUCUAGUCUAAUUUCACCUGAUGGAACAUUGUGAAACAUCAGUCAAAUGAAAAGUCAGUCACUAGAUCCAAACAUGGAAAUUAUUCGAUUUAGGUAAAUUUAUGUGAUCGAAUACAUUUAAGUGGGAAACUACAUUUUUUUUCAGGAAAUUUUCAGUCUCCGGCGAAAUUUUACAGACAGCCGGACCUGAAUCGACAAAAUUGGCAUUCUCAAGGCUUCCAAUGAAAAAAACUUUAUCUUGGAAAAGUAAUUUGCGCCAAUUAUAUCCUGCUAGAAUGUUUAGAACUGUUAACCGUUUCGAGUGUAACCUAAAGAUUGAAAUGUUUUGCAUUUCUUUCUAGUUUUGUGUAUACUUACGUCAUUCGAGACUAUUCGCUCAUGCGCACUGCACAAUUUGCGUGUUAUGCUUCCAAAUGCAAAACAGCCUCCUGAAACAAAAGUACAUGAGGAAUAAAUGCGUUUAGACAUAGCACGGUUUUCAUUAAACGCUGCACUCACUCGCACGCUUGUCAUGAGUGAAAAAGAAAUAGUAUAUGCCAGUGCGCAUGCGCGACUAGUCUAGGGUGCUGACUCGAAACGUCGGAAAUUUGCAAUAAAGGUGCUGUUACCGCAGUCAGAUCGCAUGUACAUUGAUGGGUUUCCUUAUCACUUAUUAGUGCGUGAAUUAUUUAUAAUAAAUAAUAUGUUGGUCGAAUAAUUUCCUUCAUGGCUGUAUCAUGGAUGUAAAAUUGCACCAAAUUUUGUUUACAGUGUAUAUUGAGAGGACCUUGGAGUGUAUAUUUAAAACGGCCACUCUGGACGCCUUACUAAACAAACCAAUCUGAUUUUUGAGUUGGUUCCUCGUUUUAAUACGCAUGCCUACACUUCUAUUGUUAUAUUUAGAAUUCACAUUGAAUUCUCUCGGAUUCUUUGAAAUUGGUUUGAAUUACUUGGAAUGCUAUUUAGAUGCUGUUUUAUAUUCUUACAAAUUCUUUUAGGUUCCUUGAAAUUCUCUUGGCUCCAUGAAUUUUAUGGAUUUUUCUUUUAUUUCUCUAAAGUUUCUUUGAAUUUUGUCCUCGAAUUAAAUCAGAGCUGUGAAUGGUUUGAAUUAAA